AUCGGAGGGGACGAACUAAUGUCUUCAUUGAGACCUUCUCAAGAUAAUUGUCAGACCCUAAGCAAUUUUACAAGAGCUUUGCAAUCAUGCUACUGCCAAGCGCAACCUGACGAGCCUCGCUACACCUGCCCCUGCUCAGAAACGCUCAGAAAACGCGUGUCGAUAGGUCGGCUACCCCAUGGCAAAGGACUUCACCUCACUUACUGCACAGACAACUCUCCCUUCGUUUUACAGGAAACCGGUUGCUAGUUGAAGAAAAGCGAGCAAACGUCUGCCAAAAACGUCAUUUAUUGGAGAAUAUCAAUAGCAUAAGAACGUUAAGAGGAUGUCAGCUGUGGAAAGAUACGGGGCUUUGUUGACCUAGGUGUGUGAGCCGGUGUGCGUUCCGCUGGACCUCCACUCUCCGUCACCAUGCACCCCUGGAGGGCUGAGGAGGGUCCGACCCCGCAGAGCCCACCCCAGGCCCAGUAGCCCGCCGCCAGGGGGCCCUGACGGAUGGCCUCCUUGCCCUGGUGUGAGGCAGCGCCGUGCGUCCUCCCCACCUUGCCCUCGGCCCUCGGUGCCGCCCGGCCCGCGGCAGUGUGAUGAAGACAGCCAGCCGGACCCAGACGCGCCGCCGCAGCAGCAGCCCCCCCCCGCACGUCCAGAUGAGGCGCUACCGCCCCGCCGGGGUCUACCCCUUCCUCUUCCCCACGGUCAUCAGCUCGCUGGGGCGGCCCCCCGCGCCGUCCAGGCUGCACGUCCAGCUGCCUUCCAGCAGCAGCACGCCAUCGCCUGCAGCCAUCGAGACCCAGAGCACCAGCUCUGAGGAGCUUGUCCCCAGCCCGCCAUCUCCGCUGCCCCCACCACGAGUCUACAAGCCCUGCUUCGUGUGCCAGGACAAGUCCUCUGGGUACCACUAUGGCGUCAGCGCCUGUGAGGGAUGCAAGGGUUUUUUCCGCAGAAGCAUCCAGAAGAACAUGGUGUACACGUGUCACAGGGACAAGAACUGCAUCAUCAACAAGGUGACGAGGAACCGCUGUCAGUACUGCCGCCUGCAGAAGUGCUUCGCAGUGGGAAUGUCCAAAGAGUCCGUUCGGAACGACAGGAACAAGAAGAAGAAGGAGAGCCCCAAGCCGGAGCUGGCAGAGAGCUACGAGAUGACAGCCGAGCUGGAGACCAUCAUAGAGAAGAUCCGCAAGGCUCACCAGGAGACCUUUCCUUCUCUCUGUCAGCUGGGCAAAUACACCACGAACUCGAGUGCAGACCACCGUGUGCGGCUGGACCUGGGCCUCUGGGACAAGUUCAGUGAGCUGGCCACCAAGUGCAUUAUCAAAAUCGUGGAGUUUGCCAAACGAGUGCCUGGCUUCACCGGUCUGACCAUCGCUGACCAGAUCACGCUGCUCAAAGCUGCUUGCCUGGACAUUCUGAUCCUGCGCAUCUGCACGCGCUACACCCCGGACCAGGACACCAUGACCUUCUCAGACGGGCUGACCCUCAACCGGACCCAGAUGCACAACGCCGGCUUCGGCCCUCUCACAGACCUGGUGUUCACCUUCGCCAACCAGCUGCUGCCCAUCGAGAUGGACGACACGGAGACGGGCCUCCUCAGCGCCAUCUGUCUCAUCUCCGGAGACCGACAGGACCUGGAGGAGCCCUCCAAGGUGGACCAGCUGCAGGAGCCUCUGCUGGAGGCCCUGAAGAUCUACGUGAGGAAGAGGAGGCCCAGCAAGCCCCACAUGUUCCCCAAGACCCUCAUGAAGAUCACCGACCUCCGCAGCAUCAGCGCUAAAGGCGCGGAGCGCGUCAUCUCGCUGAAGAUGGAGAUCCCGGGCUCCAUGCCACCGCUCAUCCAGGAGAUGCUGGAGAACUCCGAGGGCCAGGACGGCCAGAGCAGCACCAGCCCCGAGGACGGCAAGGACAGCCCCGGCAAGGCCAGCCCCGACAAGGCCAGCCCCAAGGAGGAGGCGGACGAGGAGGACGAGGAGGAAAAGGGGGCCAAGCCCUCCCCGAAGUCACCUGGGUCAUCCGACAGCGAGGAGGCCACAGCCACCCCUAGUGAGGAACCCUAGGGACCCCCCCACCCCCCCACCCCCCCAGGGGCCUCCCAGACUCUCUGACAUUCCUUUGCACAGAAAAGAAAGAGGUAGACAGCCAGAAAAGGUGGACCCUCCUCCCUCUCUCCCUUGCCCUCGGAAACUCACCUUUGCUUACUCUUGCGUUAUCCUCUCCCUCUUUCUCUUAUUUUCCCUCUCUAAAAAAAAAAAGACAACACAGAGGCCUAGAAGGACCAGUGCUUUGUGUAUAAAUCCUGAACUGAGCUCUUAUUGACAUUGUGUCUCUGGGACUGGGGGGUAGCGGGUUUGACCCUCACGUCCACCUGUACACAGUGAUACUCCUCAGGUCUCCUAUGUAAAUGACUACCUGCAUGAUGGACUCGGGAGUUUGAUAAGUGGAUUUAAUCUCUCUCUCUCUCAUUCUUUCAAUCUUUCAUAUUGUUGGCAUACAUUGUACAUACCAUUGUAUGGUUAGACCUCUUUUUUUAUGAUGAAUUUUGUGGUGCUUUUUUCAUUGUCUUAAAUAUUAUCGUUUGAGGCGAUACAUUGAGGUUUCAAGAGGGGCAAUUGGAAGUCCUGUUAAAACUGUUAAAGAAUGUUCUUGCAUAUAGACCGUAUGGAAGUCUAAUAUUUUCUAUAUGUUCCUAUAUUUAAAUCUUUUUUGUUUUUGUCUUUUAUAUAUCUCUUCUGUUCAUGUUUGUACAUGAAUGAGUCUACAUUCACACGGCCAGAAUGCAAGGCUUCCCUCCUGCAUAAGCAGCAGAACCUUCUCUGCUGUUUCCUCAAAGAAGGGAAGCCCAACUGACAGCCAUAGAUACAACCUUGCAAAACUGAAUCUGACCUUUUACAAAUGUUCAGGCCUAAAUAAACAGUAGUUCUUAAAAAAAUCCACCUCGCCGAAAAUUACAUCACCGGAUUAAGAAUGUUUUAAUCCAAAGAUUAAACUCGGUGGAGUCGGUUUAGGUGGAAAUGACCGCAGCUUGCUCAGUGAGGUCUCCUAAGACUGAAUUGAUGUGGGGAAAUGAAUUCUCCCCUAUGUGCUACUUCAAUAGGCCAGGCAGGUUCAGUGUAAUGAAGGUGUAUCUGUGGCUGAAAGCUUCUACAAGCAACUGGGUAACGCAAAGCGCACAUGGGCUCUAGGACAUACCUUCAGACGGAGCUGUAUGUCUAGAACUUCUAUCACUCCUUUACAUAAGUGUCUUUUUAUUUUUUACAGUUGAACGCGGGACAUUGCAAUCCUUAAUACAUAUUCAUGACCGAACCGCUUUGUCGGGAAGAUUGUACACUAAUGUUAUCUCUCCCAGUAGAUUGGGAAAGAUCCACCAAUCCACUACAAGCAGUGUGAUAUUUUUUGCCUUGCUUCUCAAGACUCACCACAGUGAUGCUAAGGAGAUUUCUGAUAUCCCUCCGCCUCUGAGCACAGUGCAGUAUGGCAGGCACGCUGCCUCCCCUUAGGAAAGUAGAUCCGACUGGGCCUUUUAUCUCAGGGGUCGGGGGACUCCACUUAACGCCUCGCACUGACCACAAUUGUCCUCUUGAUAAUGAUAUAAUAGAAAAGCUGCUUUUCUCCAGAGACCAAGUCACAGAUUAUAUUUAACACAAAGAGUUUUAAACCCCCAACUAGAAAUCUCAAUUUUUAGAAACAGAACCUCUUAACCCUUGUG
Molecule: messenger RNA, 3700 nt
Organism: Osmerus eperlanus (European smelt)
Lineage: Eukaryota; Metazoa; Chordata; Actinopteri; Osmeriformes; Osmeridae
Product: retinoic acid receptor beta-like
Exons: 9
Coding region: 585-2051 (488 amino acids)
Biological process (GO): regulation of transcription by RNA polymerase II; retinoic acid receptor signaling pathway; cellular response to corticotropin-releasing hormone stimulus
Cellular component (GO): transcription regulator complex; nucleus
Molecular function (GO): nuclear glucocorticoid receptor binding; zinc ion binding; RNA polymerase II cis-regulatory region sequence-specific DNA binding
Source: RefSeq, a predicted model, not a curated record